This is a messenger RNA of Periophthalmus magnuspinnatus, 649 nucleotides long. RefSeq lists its product as uncharacterized. The transcript has 5 exons. Lineage: Eukaryota; Metazoa; Chordata; Actinopteri; Gobiiformes; Gobiidae. The record is from RefSeq and is a predicted model, not a curated record. Bases 1 to 507 code for a protein of 168 amino acids.
AUGAAUGGCCACAUCUCCCAAAUCCCAGGUCUGUCCCCUAAACUUAAAGACCUCAGCGAUGGAGACAGGGCCCGAGGGAGGAGAGUUGGGGUCCUGGCAAGUGAUUCGGAAUAUGUUAAACUAGCAAAGCAAGGAGGACAUAAAGGACUCCUAUGGCACAAUGAUUCUUCUAGUACUUCCAGUCCUCACUCAUACAAGGCUCCAGACUGGUUUUCAGCUGUCAAUGAUGGCAAUGGUAAUCCAAGCGAACACAAGAGAAGCCCCAGAGCUCUCCAGCGCAGAGAGCCACCCUUUUGGAGUGAUAAUAUGUCUACUUGGGAGAGGAAGGAUAGCAGCGCCAGCACAGAGAAUAACUACAUUCCAGACGGUGAGACUGAGAAACUGCCAAGUCAGAAUUUGGAACGCAGCAAAUUCAGGCGAACAGUUUUUGACAAGAAGCCUGUUCCGGUGGACAUGUCUACACUACUGAGUUUUGGAUAUAUGGGGGACUCCAAACCUACUGCCUAAUGUUUAGUGUGUAUCCAUGGUUACAAUGUUGCUUUAAGACACAGUUUAAUGAGACAAAACCUUUGAUGUGCUAAAUAUUGAGAAACAUGCAGAAUUUACCAAAAUAUUUACCCAUCCUAAUUAACUCUUCUCACACUUGUAU